AUGAAUGAACGUCUCAAAGCACAAUGCGUCGAAAUAAUGGCAGAUAACAACUUUAACGGCUUCUUUCCGAUUGGCGACUCGUCGGAAGUAUGGGCCCCUAAGAACCCAAAUAAUAUACUGCAGCUUGCCACUCCACACUCAGACAACAAACGCAACGUGUGUCUCAUGGCGGCUCACUAUCCCCACCCAGACGACCCAGACAAAGAAGGCCGCACCGGGAUAUCGUAUGAUCUGCGCGCCCAUGACAACCUCGAUGCGCUGAGGACAUUGGCCAGCAACAAGGGUGUCUUUCAGGGAGUCGAGGACUGUGUGCGCGACAACGUGACAAGCGGCAAAGCUGAUGUCACCAACGAGGACACGAUGAUUCCUCUAUCGGUCAUUUGGGCUUGGGAUAAGGCCGAUAAGAAGUAUGAGCCUACGUCCCUGGUACAAGCAGGUUAG
Molecule: messenger RNA, 441 nt
Organism: Alternaria novae-zelandiae
Lineage: Eukaryota; Fungi; Ascomycota; Dothideomycetes; Pleosporales; Pleosporaceae
Exons: 2
Coding region: 1-441 (146 amino acids)
Source: RefSeq, a predicted model, not a curated record